Durusdinium trenchii is the source of this 6981-nucleotide messenger RNA. Lineage: Eukaryota; Dinophyceae; Suessiales; Symbiodiniaceae. The record is from the annotation of a GenBank genome assembly.
AUGGAUUCCUCAGCACCUGCCUACGGCGGAGUCAAUUCCAAAGGUCAGCCAAUCAAGAAAGCCUUCAGAUUUGCCUCCAGCUUUUUGGACCACAAGCUCACGGCUGCAGAACUGGAGCAAUGCACACCUCUGGAGGGCAAAGAAGUCACUUUGUCGCAAGACUACCCUCCGGGCGUCACCUCCAUCUUGAGAGGAAUCAGAUAUGUGGCCAAGAUGCGCAACCCUGCGCGCUUCCAGAUCAAGACGGUCUAUGCCGCUUUCUCGCAGCCAUCAAGUGAUCAGCAAGCUUGGAAACAGGCGAUUGACCAAGCCAGACGGCUUUUUACCUCAUCCAGUACGAGCAACAUCAUGCUGGGGAAGCAUGACCUUCUCUACAGCCAGAUUCAAGCCCUACUGCCAUGGGAAAUCACCAGACUUCAGCUUGCGCACCGGCCUCUUGUGCAAAGGCUCCCACAACAUGUUCCUCACACACACCGAGGACAAGUGCUGAAAUGUACCACCAGAGAGGAGCUCGACAUCACAGCAGAAGACCUCUCAGACGUCCACUUCCCAAGAGGAAGAUUUUCAGCACCAGUUGACAUUGCAGUCUUCUUCUACGGCUAUCCAAGAAUGGCUGAUGAAGAUCUUGGAGUCCCCGGCGAAGAAGCAGCAGAACGUGACCAGGAGCCAGAACCAGUUCAGGCCAGAGAGAACCCGACAAAGGAGAUCUUCCACGAUGAGAUCACCUUCCCUGGCACACCUGGCAUUGACAGAUCCAUCAAAGCUGCAGUCGCCAGAAUGCACAAGAAUAUGGGCCACCUUCCACCAGGAGAGCUGAUCAAGCUACCCUCCUUGAACGGCAUCACCAGUGACCAGGUGAUCAAAGCCACUAAAUCCAUGCAGUGCUCUGCAUGUCUUCGGUCAAAACCGCCAGGCAGACCGAAUCCAGCCGCACCACCAAAGUUUUUGGGCCAAUUCGCAGAUCAUUUGCAGGCAGACAUCUUCUACUGCCGCGACAUCAGAUCCACCAACUACCCCAUCUUGGGAAUCAUCUGCGAAGCCACCCACUACCAUGCUGCCAUCAGGCUUGAGUCCAGAAAUCCUGAACAUGUUGCACAGGCCUUCAAGACGGCAUGGGUUCGCAACUUUGGCUUUCCGCUGAGGUUGACAGUUGAUGAUGAUGGAGCUUUCAAGUCCUACUUCCAGGACUACUUCGACGAAGGUGGCGCCUUUGUUGACUUCAUAGCUCCCGAAGCACACCACCAAUUGGGUGUCAUUGAAAGGCACAAUGGCACGUUGAGAAUGCUGCUCGAAAGAAUUGUUGAUGCCACACCAUGUUCCACACCAGAAGAGCUGGACAAUGGCAUCAUCUCGGCACUUCAUGCAAAGAAUGCUGCUACUUGGAGCUCAGGUCGUCCGCCAUACAUUGCAGCCUUCGGCAAGAUCCCAAGGAUUGGCCUAGAUUUCAUCAACGAUCCAAGAGCUUUGGUUUCCGGCUCAACCACUUCAGAAGCACAACAACAAUCGGCCAUGAUGAGAUGCGAAGCCAUGAAGGCCCUUGCAGAAGCAUCAGCCUCUUCAGCCUUGAGGAGAGCUUUGUUGAGAAAGACGAAUUCUGCAGAUGCCAUCGAGGACCCAACACCAGGAUCUCUCUUGGCAUAUUGGAGAUGGACUACCCACUCACAUCGGAAACGCAAAGGAUAUCGAAUUGCUCGCUACCUUGGAAGCGACCCUUCAGGUGACCUAUGGGUUCAGAGCGGUGCAAACACCGUCAAGGUCUCACGAGGCCAAGCAAGAAAUGUUUUUGGGUACGAGAACUACAUCCCCACCAAAGAAGAUGUUCGUGCCCUCAAGACGGCUGAGAAGAAUAUAGCCGAUGAUCUCUGGGAAGAUCACCAAAUCCCAGAAGGCAUUGAGGUUCCACCGCCUGAGGCAGAAAACCUCGAGUUCGAGGAUGCAGACUUCCCCACGUUGGAUGUGCCUCAACAAGAACAUCCACAGGCCCAGGCUGCCGAACCGUUGGUUUUGCCUCUCGGCCAAAGGACAACUUCACCACCGCCGGCCGUACAUGAUCCGUAUGAGCCCCAGAGUCCACAGACAGUCAUCAAUCUGCAGCAGAACAUUCGCCAGACUCAAAAUGUUUUUGGACCACCUGAGACAGAACAAGCCAUGACACCUGUCCCACCGAUUGCAGAUGCCGCACCGUCUCAAGAGACACCUCAGGAACAUUCAGAACCACAUCCUGGGGAGAGUUCCGGCGUGCCUAACACGGAGGCGCGGUGGCUCACACCUUCCGGACCCGGAACCUCUACCGACUCAAGCUCUACCAAGCAUCUGACAUGGUGGACCUCACGGGCGAAGAUGACCAACCAGACAGGAAUCUUGAAGCAUGCUACACCACCAGAGCUCGCUGAGCCCACAGAACCGCUGCCAGUGCUUCCGGCCAAACGGCCAUUUGACGCACUGACGAUGGAUGUGAAGGCCCGCAGAGUCACGAAUUCAUCCUUUGAGCUCUUCAACUACCAGAGCAAGUGUGCACGCCCCUUUGAGAAUUUGCGAUGCUGGGCUCGGCUAGACCUUUGUGUUUCACAGCCACAGCUGACGAUUGAAGACAGGACCAUCGAUGCAAACUCCAACCAGAUCAUCUUCGAAGGAGUCUUCAAUCCUGACAACGAAGAUGAAGAGAAGCACAACUUUGAUGGCCCUAUGAACACCAUCACCGAGCUAUGGUACUCCAAGCCAUCCCGCAAGACCCAGGCCUUUAGAGCUUUUGAUGAUGCACUUGAGGAGAUUGAGCCUGGCUGGGAUGGAUCAGAAGACACUCCACUGCCUUCAUCCAAGAAGUACUACAAGGUCUACGCGACCAAGUUGGCCAAGACAGUCGAUGAUCACUUUAGUCGCCCAAGUGACACAGAGACUGAAGUGGAGGACUACAAGACAGGAGCACCAAGCCUGACCAGACAAGAAAAGAAAGCCAUCGAAAAGGAGCUUCACUACCGCGACAUUUUGUCGCAAAGUGAGGAGUACAUCCAGGAGUUCAUCAAGUCAGCGCAAAAAGAAGAAGCCAGCUUCAUGGAGUGGAAAUCCCUCAAGCCAGUUCCACCCGCAGAAGCUCAGGAGAUCCUUCGAGAUCCUCAAAAGCGCAAGCGCGAUCACAAGCCGCGCUUGCUACCGAGACAAGAACAAAGGACUACACCAAGCAGAAUCUCAGAGAUGCUGACCUAUGCCAUCUUUCUGAGCGGACUUCAUGGAAAAGCCUUUGGCUCCAGCAAGACUUGGAAGAUGUGGGCAGGUGUCGCAACUACAGCGUUUCUUCAGGGAGCUCAAGACCUGUCCGAAAGAGCUGGAAAGCUUUACCUUCGUGCCCCGAAGGAUCCCAUCCUGCUUAAAGCCAAGGUGUUCACCAGUGAUCUUUACGAGAUCACAGGAAACGUGUACGGCCUCUCGAACGCACCGUACACCUGGGCAAAAGAAGUGACAGACAGACUUCAGCGGCUAGGCUUCAGGAUCCACUCCUUCGACAGAAUGAUGUUUUACUUCCCGGAUCCUGAUAACCCACCUUCGCCAGCUGCAGUACUCAUCUGUUACGUUGAUGAUUUUCUCAUCACCUUCAACGAUUCCUUCCCCUUUGACAAGUUUACAGCUGCCUUCAAUUGGGGUGCACAGCAGUUCCUUGAGAUUGGACAUCCCUUAGUGUUCAAGGGAAAGGAGUUGCACCUUGAGCAGACCGGUGACAUCCAGACUCUCCGCAUUGUUCAGGAGACCUUCAUUGAGAGUUUGGAGCAGGGCUACAUCAGUCGAAAGAACAAGAACACUGACAUCCUUGCAGCAGAGCAUUGGCCAGAGUUCAGGUCGAUCAGUGGUUGUUUACAAUGGCUUGCAGGGCAAAGCAGGUUGGACAUCAGCAGUGCAGUUUCAUUGUCCAACAGAGGACAGGAGACAACGUACGGUGACCUUGAUUGCCUGUACCAGCACCUGCAGCAUGUGAAGGACACCAAGGCCUUAGGACUUCGGUUGUUCCCUGUGCCCAUUGACAAAAGCACCACAAUCCUGGCCUACAGCGACGCAAGUUGGGCCAACGCCCAGGGCAGUGCAAGUCAGCGUGGACAGGUACUGUUGUUGACGCCCACCACCGUCACCGAGAAGCCUUGCUAUGGGGCUGUUGUUGACUGGAAGUCAUCCAGGUCAAAGCGAGUUUGCCGCUCGGCGCUUGCAGCUGAAUCGGUAGCAGCCGACACAGCAGCUGACAGGUUGGCUUACUUGCAGUACAUCCUUGGAGAGUUGGUUUUUGGAGUUCCGGCCCAUCGCAUCGGGCCAAAGUUGAGGGCAUUGUUGGCUACAGACUGCAAAAGCCUGUAUGAUUCGGUGAGUUCAUCGAAUCCGACUGCAGAGGACAAGCGGUCGGUCAACAUCCGCAGUAUCCAAGAAGUGGUUGAUCGGCAUACGAUCCAUUGGAUUCCAACAGGCCUUCAAAUGGCAGACUCCCUGACCAAGAUCUCGGUCGACUUGCGAGAUCAGUUGCUCGCAUGGCUCCAGAAGCCAGUAGUUCAGCUGAGGGAAGCACAUGAGUCAAAAGAAAAAUACCCCAGUAGAUUACACAAGGAAAUGGUUAGCCCUGACAUUGGCCGGCAGCGGCUCGAGCCUUUGGUUCAUGCAAUGGGAGGCUUGCUUGGGCAGCCAUUGGAAGACGAUGCCGCCCUGUCCCCAGAGCAACGCAUUUCCAGUGGCGCAGAGAAAGCUGAAAGUGACGACCUUCUGGAAUUGACAGCUCGGUUUCUAUCAAGCCAGAGCGGGGGCCAAACUGAACACGACAUUCAGAGCUUCUUGUCAGCAAAUGGCCAUGAUCUCACAAUGCCCAUGACAAGAGCCGUGGUCCAGCGUGCUCAGCUAGAAAGGUGCUCGGCAAUACUGGGUGCCAAGCCUCUAGCUUAUCGCUCGCACUCUGAUGUUUCAGUGGUCCGCCACCUGUUAGCCAGCCAAGAGCAACCCAUUCUAGAUGUUGAGCAGUGGCAAGAACGCCGGAGGCACAUAAUUCACAACAUGCAAGUUGUCAUGGGCUGGUUUCCUUCGACCGGUGCGAAGGCGAGGGAAUUGCACGCCCCAGUGCCGUUUGACAUUCUUUCACAGAAUGUGCCCACCACACCUGAUUGUGCUUGCAAAGUGGUGAUGCAGAAAAUUCGUUUUUGUCCAGAGGAGCAAGAUCAGGUCGAGGGAUGGCUCUUGAUUCCACAAGUUUCAAGUCCUUGCCCCGCAGUCCUAUGCCCUCACCAGACCACAAUGAACCCACAAACUGGGAAGGAUGAGCCUGCUGGCCUAGGAGGCUCACGAGAGUUGUGCUACGCGUUGGAGCUGGCGCAGUUGGGUUAUGUGACGCUUACAAUCGACUAUCCCGGAUUUGGCGGCUACAGUUUUCCUGUUUAUCAGAGAGGUUAUGCAAGUGUGACUAUGAAAGGGAUUUGGAAUCAUUUGCGUGCUGUAGAUUUGCUUGUUGGCCUUCCGCAGGUUGACUCUGAAAGGAUCGGGGCCCUUGGGCAUUCGCUGGGUGGACACAACUCACUCUUUCUUGCAGUGUUUGAUCCCCGCAUCAAGGAUCCAGCUUGCAUGCCAUUUGAAUUUCACGAAGUCUUGGCUGCCUGUGCUCCCCGGCACAUUUUUUGCAAUGCUCCCCUUGGUGAUGAGAAUUUCGAUGUGCAGGGAGUUUCUGAUGGUAGAAUGUACAACGUUAGUGGAGACUGGCUUGAAGAGCCUGACUUCUCUGACAAGCCCAUUGGUACCUGGACGCUGCUGCAGAGUGGUGGUGUUGUGAGCGGAGUUGGAAAAUCAAGCAUUGGAAACCCAGAUUCGAAGCUGAGCGGAAUCGUCGUGGUGGAGGAUGCGAAAACGCUAGUUACACUGCGAUGCUCCGGUCAGGGUUGGAAUUCAACUUACACGGGCUCCGUUGAUCUCGAUGUUGAACCAAUUACCAUCACUGGCACAUGUACAAACCAAGAGCAUGGACGAUCUUGGAAGUUGAGCUUGACCAAGGUAGCUUCUGACGGAGAUGAUGAACUUCGCAGCUUCGCGAUGAGAGCAAGUGAACUUUCCAUGGCAUCUGUCAAGAAGUUAAUUGGCUUGGUCAAACUUGUUUGCGAGGACUUGGGCCAAGGAAGUGUGCAGCUAUUAUUCUUGUGGGAGCAUUGGAAGACAUUGCCGCUAACCAGCGCGGCCUUCACAAUAGCGUCAGUUUCGUGUGGCUUGCUUGCAUCUGCUGGCGGCCCAGUUAUGGAAUGGAUCCGACAACGAAAGAGCGAGGAGGAAUUGGCUGCUUUGACCCAACGUGUCAUGAAGAUCAGUAAGAGACAAGAAGGUGAGAACGGCAAGGCAAGCUCUGCGCUGAACACGGAGACCAUUCUGAAAGAGGCCCUCCCUUUACUAGCGGACCAGAAAAUGACAAAACGGCCCUCCAGUUUUGCCAGAGAAGUGCCGGCUGAUUUGGAUGAGUUUGAUGAAACUGCUGACAUUCUGGACGUACUGGACAAAAGGCGCAGUGUUUUGGUGAUUUUGUUGAUUUUGGUCCUGGUGUUUUGGGGAGGCAUCCUGAGCAUCCCGCUAGUUUUUGAAAACCGACUAGUGUGCAGCAGCAGCCUCCCAUCCCAAGCACACAUUCUCUUCUUCAGUGCAGUUAUUGUGAUGAUCGUUUUUGAGUUGUGGCUGCUUGUUCAGACUCACGCGGGUACGCAGCUUUUUCGGAAGCAGCCUGCUGAGUGUUGUUUGGGCCUUGGACUUUCGAUCUUGGGUCGCUUCGACACCUACUCGGACAUCACAUUCGUUAUGGUUGCCAGGGAUUGUGGUUCACGGCUGUGGCCUUGGGCUGCUGGCAUUUUCUUUUUUGGAGUGGUUUGUAUGCAAUUCCUUCCAGCUCUCGGCUUGUUCCAUUCUCGUAAGUACUGGGCAUAUGCUCUCAAGUUCAACGACUUCAACCUACUCUUGGCGACGGUCAAGCCAGUGAACCUGCUGGCCUGA